Messenger RNA from Arabidopsis lyrata subsp. lyrata, 896 nucleotides. RefSeq lists its product as uncharacterized. Bases 220 to 654 code for a protein of 144 amino acids. The transcript has a single exon. Lineage: Eukaryota; Viridiplantae; Streptophyta; Magnoliopsida; Brassicales; Brassicaceae. The record is from RefSeq and is a predicted model, not a curated record.
AAAUUAAGAUUAGUUACAAAACAAAUAUAUGAGUCACAAUUGUAAUCAUUUCUUUAUUUAUAUUUAAAGUAACUAAUAGUCCAAACACUCACAGUCACCGCCCUCUUACGUUAUCAAUCAAAAGUGAAAAUGGACCUAUAUCUACUCCUUAGCCGUCUAUAUAGUUGUCUCCUCUGAAAAAAAAAGAAGAAGAGUAGAUUCUCUUUUGUAUGAUUAACCAUGGGAGGUGAAGUAAUAAACCCAACCAAGCCACGGUUUGAUCUAAGCAUGUCAAAAAGAACUCGAAAACCAUGGUCUAGUCUCAUCAACGAUACGCAUCACCAUGAAAUCUCCACGCAAAGCUCACAACCGAAACCAGACAAAGAACAAGAGCAAAUCGAAGACAAAGAGAUUGAUCGUAAGAGUUUGAACAAUCUGAUGAGAUACGAGGAGAAGCCAAAUGGAGAAGCUAAUGUUAACAACGACAAGAGCUCUCUAGAUCAACAUUUCGGUGAUGACGAGGGGAUCAAGCAGACGAUGCAAUUGGUGGUGAAGAAAGAGAAGCAAGGUGGUGUGAAAUUCAAAGGUAUGAUGGGUCGAUAUGUUAAGGUUUGGAGCGGUUUGAUAAAGGCCAAGCGUGACCGCAAAACGCCGGUCUUACGGUUUAAAACUUGAUUUCGAUCGUAUAUACGUAUGUUUCAUGUACGUGAUCACAUAUACAUAUAUUACGUACGAUUAGGUAUUAGAUAUAUUUUGCGUAUACGUACGUAUUAUAGAUGUGCACGUCUGUGUUGUUAAUUGGCAUAUUGGUUUUGACUUUUGAGAUUGUAAUUAGAACUAUAUGCAAAUCCCCUCUUGUUAUUUUGUUAAGAAUCUCACUGCGUGAGUUUUGUUGUGUUUUGAGCUUUUGCCAAAAA